Molecule: messenger RNA, 873 nt
Organism: Aphanomyces invadans
Lineage: Eukaryota; Oomycota; Saprolegniomycetes; Saprolegniales; Verrucalvaceae
Exons: 1
Coding region: 50-613 (187 amino acids)
Biological process (GO): cytoplasmic translation
Cellular component (GO): ribosome; cytosolic large ribosomal subunit
Molecular function (GO): structural constituent of ribosome; rRNA binding
Source: RefSeq, a predicted model, not a curated record
CGGCGACGUCGAUGUCAUUUUCGUUCAGCACCGAAUCUGAAACACCAAGAUGCGCCAAUUGCUCAGCACCCGCCUUGUGGAAAUCCCCGAAGACGUCAAGUUCUCCGUGAACGGACGCAAGGUCACCGUGACCGGCAAGCGCGGCACGAUCUCCCGCGACUUCUCGCACGUCACGUUGGACUUGCGCCGCGUCAACAAGAAGACGUUGCGCGUCGACUUGUGGUUCGGCAACCGCAAGCAAUUGGCUUGCGUGCGCACGGUGUGCUCGCACAUUGAAAACAUGAUCACGGGUGUCCGUGUCGGUUUCCAAUACAAGAUGCGCUUCGUGUACGCCCACUUUCCCAUCAACGUCACGUUUGAAAAGAACACGGUCGAAAUCCGCAACUUUUUGGGGGAAAAGCGCGUGCGCCGUGUCACCUUGUCCGAAGGCGUGAGCUACGUCCGUUCCGCCGAUGUCAAGGACCAAAUCGAAUUGAGCGGCAUCGACCUUGCCAAGGUCUCGCAAGACGCUGCCAACAUCACCCAAGCGUGCUUGGUCAAGGAAAAGGAUAUCCGUAAGUUUUUGGAUGGUAUCUACGUGUCCGAGAAGGGCAACAUCGAACAAGAAGAGUAAGCGGCACGGGCGCGUCGGUGCUGACUAACUUUGGAUAAUCGGGUUUGCGAUUGUUUCCGUUUCUGGGUUGACUGCCAUUUGGCCUCGCCAUCUCUGUGGCGGGCGCCACUGGCGUCUUCUGUCCGGGCGGAAUUUAUGAAGCCGCCGUGCCUUCUCUGGAAGGGUCGUCUGGGUGGAUUGAAUUCCGUUGUCACUCGUCCAAGUUGUCGACCACAGAGUCGACUUCCUGUUUUCUUUAGUCGAGCAUGUGUCAUUAGCGU